AUGCUGGUCGAAAUUGAACAAACUGUGGGUUUCCUAGCUUCAUUCUUGUAUGGAACAAUUCCUCGUCGUCGCAUUGAUACAUUUGCUGAAAUCUUGGCCAAUCGAUUGCUGGAACGAUUGAUGGAUCAGUCCUGUCCACCAAAAAUUUGCCAUUUAGUGGUUAAUGUUGCCGGAAAAAGUGACCCUCUUAUUCAAGAUGCGGCUGAAGAAGCUUACAUGGAUUUGACAGAAAUGCAAUCCCUUCUUCCUAACAAUUUGAUUGUUGAGAUACGGCAAGGUUCCGUUAACGCAGUCAAUGCAGACAGCGGUCAAAUUAAAGCAAUCUAUCCAGAAUCAAAGGCUUUGUUUUUUAAAACUCAAGAUAAAAAAAUUAAUGUUUCAAAAAGUGGACGUCAUUUCCGUAAUCGUUGUGCUUUGUCACCAAAUUUGAAAAGUCGUUAUGGACACGAAACAAAAAGGCGUCCUUUGCUACGCAUCGAAUACGAAUAUCGCUGUUUGGGUGGAGAAAAUAAACCGUGUGGACGACCAUAUUUUGAACUCCAACGAGAUGAUGCAGUUUAUACAGCUCAGGCUUUUGCUGCAACACGUUUUGGAUCUACUAAACUUAAAAGUCAUCAGGGUGUAGAUGCUGGCAAUGGAUAUCAUCCAUAUACGACACCAUCACUCUACGCAUAUCUCCAGCUACUCAUUUUCCUGAACGCAUUAGCAUGUUUAACGGUUUGGUCCGAGAAACUAGAGCAAGAAUUCGAUAAUAUGAAAGAUGAAGCUUCUUAUAUGCGACAACGAGAAAAUGACUUUAAUGUGUUGUUUGGGAAAAAUUUAUGA
Cercopithifilaria johnstoni is the source of this 825-nucleotide messenger RNA. Lineage: Eukaryota; Metazoa; Nematoda; Chromadorea; Rhabditida; Onchocercidae. The record is from the annotation of a GenBank genome assembly.